Molecule: messenger RNA, 2849 nt
Organism: Nomia melanderi (Alkali bee)
Lineage: Eukaryota; Metazoa; Arthropoda; Insecta; Hymenoptera; Halictidae
Source: RefSeq, a predicted model, not a curated record
AAAUUUGUGACAUACGUCCACUCGCGGAGUCUACCACAGAGUUUGAGAGAGUCUCCUCGCUAUCUUGUGGAUGCAGUUGUUUGUGGAGUGCGUGCGUUUGAUGGGUUACCUUUUAUGGUGAUUCAAGUAACAAGAAAACAUUGGUCAAACUUGUGAUGCCUUAAUAGCAGAUUGAAAAAGAAGCUUCGAAAAAAAAAAUGCUUGGCAGCUCAGGAUGGAUUCUAACACUAGCGAUAGUUAUAUCGUUAGCAAACGCAAAUUAUCCACCACCACAGAGACUGACAGGAAUGAAUCCCUGCAUCAGUAAACAAACCUGUCAUGAAUGCAUUCAGACACCUCAUUGUGCUUGGUGUGCUGCGCCAAAAUUCUCUGAAAAGCGGUGUUUUCUACCAAAUAUAAAUACCAAAAUAUUUGCAACAUGUCCGGCAGAAUACACAUGGAACCCGGAUAAUGUUUUCAGUAUGAUGAAACAUCGCAAUUUAACAAAGGGUGGCUAUAGUAGCAGUGGUACCAGUAGUUAUGAGUAUUCGUACUCCAAUUCUAGCUCAUUUAGCUCUAGUUCACAAUCAACUAAAGAAAGUAGUAGCAGCAGUAGCAGUAAAAGGCAAGAAGCUGUACAAAUUUGGCCUCAAGAAGUUAAUUUAAAACUUAGAAUAAAUGAAGCAUACAGAAUGAAUUUUGCCUAUUCACAAGCCGAAGAUUAUCCUGUUGAUCUGUAUUAUCUUAUGGAUCUGAGUAAAUCUAUGGAAGACGAUAAGAAAAAAUUAUCAGAUUUAGGUCAACUUUUAGUAGAAAGUAUGAGUAAAAUUACAAGUAAUUUCAGAUUAGGCUUUGGCAGUUUUGUUGAUAAGGUUGUAAUGCCUUACGUAAAUACAAUGCCAAAGUCGUUAAUAGAACCAUGUGAUGGAUGUGCAGCACCAUAUGGUUAUAAAAACAUUAUGACAUUGUCUCAAGACACUAGUCAUUUUGCAAGCUUGGUGCGUAAUGCUUCAGUAUCUGGUAACUUAGAUGCACCGGAAGGAGGAUUUGAUGCAAUUAUGCAAGCUAUUGUUUGUAGAAGACAAAUUGGUUGGCGUGAAAAAGCUCGUAGACUUUUGGUAUUUUCUACGGAUGCUGGUUUUCAUUAUGCAGGAGAUGGAAAAUUGGGUGGAAUUAUAAAACCAAAUGACGGUGAAUGUCAUUUAGAUGGCACUGGACUCUACACGCAUUCUUCUUUACAAGACUAUCCAAGUAUUUCUCAAAUUAACUUAAAAGUCAAACAAAACGCUAUUAAUGUUAUAUGGGCUGUUACUGAAGAACAGAUAAACAUAUACAAAAGGCUAACUAAUCAUGUGGAAGGAUCUUUUGCUGGCAAAUUAUCCGAUGAUUCAAGCAAUGAUUGUUCAGGACGAGGAACUUGCGCUUGUGGUCAAUGCGAGUGUGAAGAAAGAGAAAAUCCUAAAGAAAUAAUAUCAGGUCAUUUCUGUGAGUGCGAUAAUUUCUCAUGCGAUCGAGAUCAAGGUGUGUUGUGCUCGGAUCAUGGAACUUGUGAAUGUGGACAAUGUGUCUGUCAUGGUGGUUGGUCGGGACCAUCCUGCAAUUGCAAGUCUUCUAAUGAAACUUGUAUUCCACGUGGUACUAAAAGUGGAAUAUUGUGCUCGGGACAUGGAGAUUGUGUGUGCGGCGAAUGUAUAUGCCACGAAGAAGGAAAUAUACGAUAUUCUGGAAAAUUCUGCAAUAAUUGUCCGACCUGUCCAAGUCGUUGUGAAGAGUUGAAAAAUUGUGUCUUGUGUCAGAUGUAUGGUACUGGAAACUUUAGUGAUAAAGAAGAAUGUGCUAAAAACUGCAAAGAGUUUGUUCCGGAGCCAGUUGAAAUAGUUAUACAAGAUGUUGAUAAAAAUGAAGAGUUAUGCUUUGGAAUAGACGAGGACGAUUGUAAAUAUAAUUUUGUUUCCUAUUAUGACGAAACAAACUGUUUAAAAGUACGUGCACAGAAAGAAAGAGAAUGUCCGCCGCAAGUUUAUAUGUUGGGCAUAGUACUAGGCGUAAUAGCAGCAAUUGUUUUAAUUGGACUUGCACUGCUACUUUUGUGGAAAUUACUAACAACUAUACACGAUAGAAGAGAGUUUGCUAAAUUUGAAAAGGACAGAAUGAUGGCCAAAUGGGAUACAGGAGAAAAUCCAAUUUAUAAGCAAGCUACGUCGACGUUCAAAAAUCCAACAUAUGCUGGAAAAUGAAGAAGGUAAUCCAUAUUGAAUAAAGCAAGCACAACCAUUACAUUACGGUAAAUUUUGUUUUUUAUACAAAUUUUAAACUGGUUAAUAUUUAAACGGCAAACGAUGAACUCUAUCGUGCAGAGGAGCAAGCUUCAGCAGUAAAUUAGUCUAGUUUUUAAUAUUGUACUUCGUAAGUAUUUAAUGGAAACUAAUGUAGUAUGAUAUUUUAUCAAAUUAUCCGUUAAGUAUGAUAUUAUAAUACUGCCAUAUAACUUAGACUGCUAUGUACGAAUAUAUGUAUGUAUGUAUGCAUGAUGUGUGUAUGCGAGUGAGUGUAAUUUAUAUGCAAAGAAUAAUUUUUAUGCGACGGAAAACUGUAACGAAGAAAUGAAUAUCCGCAUGAAACAUACGGUACCAUAAUGAACUAAAGAUUUACAGUUUAUCUUACUAUGCAUUUUAUAUACAAGUGCCUUUCUUCUCACGAUACAAAAACUGAUAUCAUUUUUUAACACUUUUUUCAGUCUAAAAUUUCUGAAAAAUGUUAUUAAUUUAGAGAGCUUUUAGUUAAGCUCUUUAAAUUGUUUAUAUAGAGUAUAAUGAAUUUUUUUCAUUAAGAUACUUAUCAAGACUUUUUAUAGAUUAAUACAUUUCAAA